AUGGCACAGUACGCAUCCACCUCGUCAGUAAGCCGAUCAACGCCGGCCGCACAUCGUUACGACGACCAAGGCGGUGGCGGAAGCGAGGACUCUGGACGGCAGGGCCGGCAGGGCCAGCAAGGCCAGCAGGGUCAGCACAAGCGAGUCUACCAGGCAUGCAUACCCUGCCGUCGCCGCAAGGUCCGCUGCGACCUGGGCAGCGUGGACAACCCGAGCGACCCCCCGUGCGUGCGCUGCCGUCGCGAGUCGAAGGAGUGCUUCUUCAGCGCGACCAGGCGCAAGCGCAAGACGGACGACGCCGACGCCAGCGACGCCGACGAGUACACCGUCCGGAACGGCAGGAAGAGGGCCAACAACGGCAACGACGACGACACCUCGCCCGUCCCCGUCUCCGUCACCCUACCCGACCACCACCGCCACCACCACCACCACCACCACACCGCCACCGCCGGCGGCCACCGCAGGCAGCACAGCGACGGGCCCCUCACCCCCGGCGGCUCCCACGGGAGGACUCAGCCGCUCGUCCGGCCCGGCAGGAGGAGGACCGGCAGCAGCGUCCGCGAUGCGAGCGAACUUGGCGGCGGCGACGACGACAACCAGCACAUGGAGAAUCCGGAUGCCCAGAACGUCAUGAGACCUCGCGUCUACGGCCUGCAUGACGCCCUGGAUCUCCUAGCCGCACCCGGCGAUCCUAUGCCCCCGCGACCCAGUAUAGAGAACACCGCCGCCUCCAGCAGGGCCGGCCACCACGCCAGACGACGGACCGCGCCGAGCGCCGGCGUCGGCGGCCAGCACCGUCCUCACCACCCGCAUCACCGGCAACCUGUCGACCCUGGGCUGAGGGAGCAGGACCUCAGCGGUCAGCCGGGGUAUGACGCUGCCAUCAAGGCCUGGUCCAGGUUCCGAUUCGUCAGGGCUGGCUGGUUCACCCCCGUCGAGGCCAUCGACUACAUUGCCUACUACUACAGAUACCUCUCCCCCCUCACGCCCAUAUCGCCGCCGACGUUCAGCGAUCCUGCCAAGCACGUCAACCUCCUGACCGAGGAGCCCAUCCUGUCGGUCACGCUCCUGACCAUCGCGUCGAGGUACAAGCUCAUGGGCGGCACGGGCGGGCACUGCCGGUCGCACGCCAUCCACGAGCAGCUGUGGACGUACCUCCGGGGCAUGAUCGAGCGCUGCCUCUGGGGCCAGGAGGCCUUCGGCGGCGGCUUCUGCGGCUCCGGGUCCGCCACCGGGUCCACGUCGCUGACCAUGGAGACGGAGUCGAGCAGCACCGCCCCCUGGAGGGGCAUGCGGAAGGGCAGCCUCCGGACGCUGGGCACCAUCGAGUCCCUCCUGAUACUGACCGAGUGGCACCCGCGCGCGCUGCACUUCCCCCCGUCCGAGGUGACGGACGAGCUGAUGCUGCCCGACUACGGCACGACGCCGAACCCGGUCGCGGCCGCCGCCUCGGCCAUGGACGACGGCGACCAGAGCCACAACGUAGGCGCGGGAUUCGGCGGCAAGAGGCUGGAGAGCUGGCUGGAGCCGGCGUGGCGGAGCGACCGCAUGUGCUGGAUGCUGCUCAGCACGGCCAUGGGGCUGGGCUACGAGCUGGGCAUCUUUGACGACAUCGACGAGCUGCUGCGCGACGACGUGCUCACCCGGCCCGAGUACCAGGACCCGGCGUACCGGCAGAGGGCGAGCCGGAUCAAGAGGCUGCUGCUCAUCUACACGUCGCAGCUGGCGGGCCGCCUGGGCUGGACGAGCAUGGCGCCCGAGCACAUGCGCCGGGCGGACCCGGCGCUGUCGUGGCCCAACCCGGCGGCGAACGGCAGGAACGGCGGCGGGGAGAACGCCGACAUGCCGUCGUCGUCGACGUCGGGCGGGCUCGGCUACGUCCUCGACCUGGAGCUGGACGACCAGAUCAUCCACUGCUGGGCGGGCAUCAGCAACACGAUGCACCUGGGCAACGAGAAGCUGUUCCGGUCGCACAAGCACACGGCCAACAUCAUCCAGACGGGCCAGUACGAGAAUCUGCUGCGCGAGUUCGGCCCGCUGCUCAGGGGUUGGAUGAAGGAGUUUGAGCACUUCCGCCUGCCGCCCUUCCUGCGCCACAUCCUCACCAUCGAAUACGAGUACGUGCGCAUCUACAUCAACUCGCUGUCCCUGCAGGCCGUGGUGGAGCGGUGCACGAGCAACGCCAACCACCCAGCCGGAGCGGCGGCGGCGACGGCGGCGACGGCAGCCUCCGCGCACGGCGGCAGCGGCAACGCGGCCACGGCCCCGUCCCAGCUAUCACCCCAGACGAUACAGAACUUUGGCAAGCUCCCGCUCGGGCAGUUGGGCGGCUUCACCCUGCACGACCAGGAGUCCGUGCGCGAGGUGGUGGAGGGCUGCCGCAACCUCCUGCGCACGGUGGUGGAGGGCCUCCUCCCGGGGGACUACCUCAAGCACGCACCGGUGCGGACCUACUUCCGCAUCAUCAGCGGGGCCAUGUUCCUCCUCAAGACGUUCGCGCUGGGGGCGCCCCGGUCGGACGUCAAGCUGAGCAUCGACCUCAUGGACGCCACCGUCGACGCCCUCCGCACCUGCGUCGUCGACGACGUCCACCUGGGCAUCCGCUUCGCCGACCUCCUCGAGACGCUCACCAGCCGCCUGAGGAACAGGUUCAUCCAGGCGCCCACCAUGCAGGAGGCGUCCGCGGCGGCCGGAACGGUCACGGGAUCAGGAGCGCGCACGCCGGUUGUCCCGACCGGUGCUGUCGACGUCGGCGGCGUGUCGGACGGUUCGGCCGGCUGGUCGGGUAGGCAUGCGCAGAAUCUGAGGGAAGAGCUGAACAGUCGUCAUUCCCGUCCCAAGACAGAAGGAGACAACAUCUCGGCCACGCCAUUCGACCUAUCCACGGGAAACUUUCCCUACCCAGGCAUAGGACUGAUGGUACCGACGUCGACGGAACCAGACGGCGGCGACCCAGGACCACACGAACAGCAGCACGCCACGCUAUCAGGGUCCAACGUGGACAGCAGCAGCGCCACCACCACCAACGCUGCCACUGCUACUGCUACCGGCACUACCGCCGCCGCCGCCGCCGCCGCCGCCGCCGCCGCUACCGGCAACAACAGCAACGGUCACGUACCCCCCACGGGGAUAGACGCCGCCAUGUUUGAGGAGUGGAACAAUCCCGACAACGAGAUGUGGUAUCUGCCCACCGGACCAGCCUUCUUCCAGAACAUGGAGGGAGGAUCCGUCUCGAUGACGGCCGAGGGCGUCAAUGUCGGUGGGCUGGACCUGCUGGAUUACAUGGUCAUGGAUCCCGCUGCGUCUUUUCCAGAUAUA
Molecule: messenger RNA, 3318 nt
Organism: Geosmithia morbida
Lineage: Eukaryota; Fungi; Ascomycota; Sordariomycetes; Hypocreales; Bionectriaceae
Product: Fungal Zn(2)-Cys(6) binuclear cluster domain
Exons: 4
Biological process (GO): positive regulation of transcription by RNA polymerase II; aromatic amino acid catabolic process
Cellular component (GO): nucleus
Molecular function (GO): DNA-binding transcription factor activity, RNA polymerase II-specific; zinc ion binding
Source: RefSeq, a predicted model, not a curated record